UGGACCUUGGUGUUGGACACAAAGCCAUACACAACCAACAGCCUUUGAAUAGGGCAUGGUAUAAUUAUCAGACAUGAGUGGUCCAAGAGUAGCAAUCGUUGGUGGAGGCAUAUCUGGCCUUGUCUGUGGCGCAAGACUGGGACAGCUCGGCCUGAAGGAUGUGACUGUCUUUGAUACAGGUAGGAGGGCCCCAGGAGGACGGUGUUCAAGUCGCAAUGUCAACAUCAACGGCAAGAUUCACGUCUUCGACCACAGUGCUCAAUAUUUCACCGUCAGUGAUGAGAAGUUUGCCAAGAUUGUCGGCUUUCUAAACCGUCAGGGUGCAGCUAAAAUCUGGAAUGGGAAAGUCGGUCGAUUGAAAAGUGGCAGGAUAUUUGAAGAAUCUAAAGCACAGAUGUUCAUCGGGACUGAUGGGAUGCAGUCGAUUGCGCAAUCUUUAGCAACGCAGGUCAAAGUUCAACCGAAAACUUGGGUUGGGAAUGUCCUAUGGGAGCCGACGAUAAAGCGUUGGAGAGUUGACCGCUAUGGCCAUUUUGAUUAUUUGGUCGUAGCGCAUAACGGGAAAUGUGCAGACAAAUUGAUGGCAUCUGCAGGUGUGCCCGAUAUUCAUAAACUUUUACGGGUGAGAUUUGGUGACCGGCUUCUCCCGAAUGACCAGCGCAUGCAGUUGUGUUCAAUCUGGUGCCUGCUUGUCGCAUUCCCGCAGACUCUGAAACUGUCAAUAGAUGGAGCCCAUGUGGAUGGUAUCACAUCCAGGGACGGCAAACCAUCCAUUAUUUCCUGGAUAGCUAACAAUACUCAAAAGCUGCAAAAGCCUUCUGAAAGACAAAAUGGACCUGAAUGCUGGACGAUCUUCAGCACCAAAGAAUUUGGGACAGCGAAUAAGGUACCACAGGAAAACAUUCCACCAAAGAAAGCGGAAGAAGUCACAGAACGCCUCCUAGUGGCUUUUGCAGAAGUUACAGGCCUGAAGAGAGGUGCGUUAAAGCCUUGUUUUACCAAAGUGCAGCUAUGGGGAGCUGCCGUCCCCAUGAAUGUUCUUGACAACGGCGAGGAGUGCGUUUUUGACGGAAUGCACCAUGUUGGAAUUUGUGGCGAUUGGUUGACAAGCCCUUGUAUAGAGGGCGCAGCAGUGAGUGGUCUUGCGGUGGCGGAAAAGAUUUACAAAGAUUCACAGGGAAAACAAGAAGGAACAUCGUUAUGUUGCAAAUUUAAACCAACAGAGUCAGUAGUCAUUGGUGCUUUUCCAACAAAUCCAGCUUUGCAUUUCAAUCCUCUCCCUCAUCACCAAUGAGCCACUGG
Lineus longissimus is the source of this 1302-nucleotide messenger RNA. Its product is annotated as renalase-like. The transcript is spliced from 3 exons. NCBI's taxonomy places the organism in Eukaryota, Metazoa, Nemertea, Pilidiophora, Heteronemertea, Lineidae. Bases 74 to 1294 code for a protein of 406 amino acids. The record is from RefSeq and is a predicted model, not a curated record.